Messenger RNA from Fusarium falciforme, 990 nucleotides. RefSeq names its product Arabinogalactan endo-beta-1,4-galactanase. Gene Ontology annotation, biological process: pectin catabolic process. The transcript is spliced from 2 exons. Bases 1 to 990 code for a protein of 329 amino acids. Gene Ontology annotation, molecular function: glucosidase activity. The record is from RefSeq and is a predicted model, not a curated record. Lineage: Eukaryota; Fungi; Ascomycota; Sordariomycetes; Hypocreales; Nectriaceae.
AUGACCAAGACUAAAAUGCUCAAAACUCUACUCACGGUCGCUGUCUUAACAGCUCUACGAACCCCAUUUGCUGCAGCCAACACGUUGCAGUAUGUCGGAGUCGAUUGGUCUUCUGUCCUAGUUGAAGAACGCGCCGGUGUUGUCUACAAGGAUUCUCGGUCUGUUGAAAAGCCUCUGGAAACUAUUCUUGUCGAAGCUGGUGUCAAUAUGGUCCGGCAGCGCGUCUGGACGGUUGACGGUGACUACGGAAUCAAGUACAAUCUUCAACUGGCGCGCCGAGCAAAAGAUGCUGGCUUGAAGUUCGGGCUCAACCUGCACUACAGCGACACUUGGACAAAUCCUGGCCAGCAAACCAUUCCCACUGGCUGGCCGCAAGACAUCGACGGCUUGGAGAAGCAGUUGUGGACCUACACAACUGAAGUUUGCAACACAUUUGCAGCCGCUGGACUCAGUCCGGACACAAUCACCAUUGGCAACGAGAUCCCCUCGUCGCUAGGAACAGGUACCAAGAUCGUAACCCACCUGGCUCAUGGAUGGAACCAGGAACUGCAAAACUGGUUCUACGACUUGGUUUUGGCGCCCGGUCAUCUCAUGGUCCGCGAUUGGGAUGUUAUUGCCGUCUCUUUCUAUCCCUUCUGGGGUGAGGGUGCCAGCAUGGCCAAUUUGUCUGCCACCCUGAACAGCCUAGCAUCAAAGUACAACAAGGAGGUUCAGGUUGUAGAGACAAACUGGCCCACGUCGUGUCCGAACCCGGAGUACCCGUUUCCCAAGGAUCAGCUUGAUAUUCCUUUCAGCACAGCUGGUCAGGUCGAGUACCUUCGCCGUCUGGCUUCUACCCUCAAAGCUAUUCCAUCAGCUACUGGUAUUAAUUAUUGGGAGCCAGCAUGGGUCCAUAAUGCCGUUUUGGGGUCUUCUUGUGCGAGCAAUGUUUUAUUUGACCCUAACGGCAAGGCCUAUGAAAGUUUGUCGGUGUUUGCCUCUCUUUAUUAG